This is a messenger RNA of Motacilla alba alba, 1808 nucleotides long. RefSeq names its product solute carrier family 35 member F3 (gene SLC35F3). Gene Ontology annotation, biological process: thiamine transport. NCBI's taxonomy places the organism in Eukaryota, Metazoa, Chordata, Aves, Passeriformes, Motacillidae. The record is from RefSeq and is a predicted model, not a curated record. The transcript has 7 exons. Gene Ontology annotation, cellular component: membrane. Bases 524 to 1798 code for a protein of 424 amino acids.
AAAUUCUCCUUUUCCCUCAGACAGUGCGAAGAGAACUAAGCAGAGCGCGAUGAGCCAGGAGCCCUUUCCGUGCGGUGCAGGAGCCCAGCGCCAGCAGCCACGGCCGGGGCCGGGAUCGCGGCUCGCUCCGGGGAUCCCUGGCGCACCGGCGGCAGCGGGAGCGGUGUCCGCAGCCGCAUUACGGUCCCGGUUCCCUGCGACCUCCGCCGGAGCCGGACCGCGGGGCCGGCGCCGUCCGGGGGCUCCGCAGCGCCUCUGGCCGCGGCGCCUCCCCCGCCUCGACCCGGGGGGCGGCCCCGGGAGCCCUGGGGGCGGGCGGGGGGGGCCGUGCCGGUGACGUCGGGUUUGCAGCAGCCCCGAGCGGCAGCGGGCGGGCGGGCGAGCCCCAGCCCCCGCCGCCCGGUGCUGCGGCAGAGGGCGGCGGGCCGGGAGCCGAACCGGAGAGCGCCGCCGAAGAGGACUCCGGCGGCGCCAGGAUGUAGGCGCGGGGCGGCGGGGAGCUGCCGCCGGCGACGGGCUCGCCAUGAAGAAGCAUUCGGCCAGGGUGGCCCCGCUCAGCGCCUGCAACAGCCCCGUCCUCACCCUCACGAAAGUGGAAGGGGAUGAGCGCUCCCGGGAGUCUCCAGCCCCAGCCGAAGCACAGAUGCAAGCUGGGGCGGAAGGCAGUGGAAGGGUGAGCCGCUGCUGCUGGAAAUGUUCCGUGACGCAACUCAAGAAGAUUUUCUGGGGUGUGGCCGUGGUCCUGGGUGUCUGCUCCUCUUGGUCGGGUUCAACGCAGCUAGCAAAACUGACCUUUAAGAAAUUCGAUGCGCCCUUCACUCUAACGUGGUUUGCAACAAACUGGAACUUUUUAUUCUUUCCUUUGUAUUAUCUUGGACAUGUUUUUAAGUCAGCUGAAAAGCAGUCUCCAAAGCAAAGAUACAGGGAGUGCUGCCGAUUUUUUGGAGACAAUGGCUUGACUUUGAAGGUGUUUUUUACCAAGGCAGCACCCUUUGGUGUUCUUUGGACACUCACAAACUACCUUUACUUACAUGCAAUAAAGAAAAUAAACACUACGGAUGUCUCCGUGUUGUUCUGCUGCAACAAAGCUUUUGUGUUCUUGCUUUCAUGGAUCGUUCUGAGGGACAGGUUCAUGGGAGUGAGGAUCGUGGCUGCUAUAUUUGCUAUUGCAGGGAUAGUUAUGAUGACGUAUGCCGAUGGGUUUCACAGCCACUCCGUUAUUGGGAUAGCCCUGGUGGUGGGCUCUGCCUCAAUGUCUGCUCUCUACAAGGUUUUAUUCAAACUUCUUUUGGGCAGUGCUAAAUUUGGAGAAGCUGCCUUAUUCCUGUCUGUGUUAGCUGUCUUCAACGUCCUCUUCGUUACCUGUAUUCCUGUCAUCCUUUAUUUUACCAAAGUGGAGUACUGGAGCUCUUUUGACAUCAUUCCUUGGGGGAACCUCUGCGGAUUUUCAAUUCUCUUAUUGACAUUCAAUAUUCUACUAAACUUUGGGAUUGCUAUUACCUACCCCACCUUGAUUUCUCUUGGAAUUGUACUGAGUGUCCCAGUGAAUGCAGUUGUUGAUCACUACACGAGUGAAAUUGUCUUCAAUAGUGUCCGAGUAAUCGCCAUCAUCAUUAUUGGCCUGGGCUUCCUCCUGUUGCUCUUGCCAGAGGAAUGGGAUGUCUGGGUAAUAAAGCUCCUCACACGUCUCAAAGUCCGGAAGAAGGAAGAAAUUCCUGAAGGGAAUGGAGACAUUGCUUCAGGACUGCCUAAUAAAAGCCGGAGAACUCGCCCUUCCAUGUCAUCCUUUGCUCAUUAAAUGCUCUUUU